UUGACAAAAUCUCAAGACAAAUAUAAAAGAUGAAGGCUUUCCUCUUCCUCAGGUAGUCUCAUUCCCACACUUAAAUUUUCUUCAAAGCGAUGCCUAAUUUGAAUCGAAUGGUUGAAGAAACAAGCGAUAGCGGUGUACGAGCUAUUAUGGGAUGUGUUGACGACGGGAUGUCGCUGUUAAAUGUCCACAAUAGAGAAGACAAUAAUCAUGGGAAAUUAUCUACGUUUUUUGGUGUCAUCAUUCCAUGUAUACUGUCCAUGUUUAGCAUCAUCCUUUUCUUACGUAUUGGAUACCUCAUUGGUCAGGUUGGCUUUAUUGUUUCAUGUUUGCUACUGUUUGUUGCAUAUUUUGUGACCGGCCUCACAACACUGUCUGUCUCAGCCAUAUCAACCAAUGGUAAUGUAAAAGGAGGUGGUGCUUAUUUCAUGAUUAGUCGAGCUUUGGGACCUGAAUUUGGUGGCUCUAUUGGAGUUAUAUUUUAUGUUGCAAAUAUCUUCUCAUCUUCUCUUUAUCUUAUUGGUUUUAGUGAAGCUAUCAUAAGUGCAUUUGGAAAAAACACAGGAGCACUAAAACAAGAUAUUCCUACUGGUUAUUGGUAUGGCUUUUUGUAUCGUUCGAUUGCGUUGCUCUUUAACUUAAUCAUCUGUCUUGUCGGUGCAGGGAUGUUUGCCAAAACAACUUUCUUCAUUUUUCUUGGAGUCAUGAUAUCAUUAGGUUCAUCAUUCGUAAGUUUUUUCAUUCACAAGUCGCAGUACUUCCACGACGUCCCCACCGAGAAUUGUUUAUUUGGGAAUAAUACUCCAUCCUUAUUGUAUACCGGUUUUAAUUGGACAACACUAAAGGGAAAUCUCUGGGUUGAAAGCACAGUAGAUUAUCAGACAAAUCAUGUACCUACAAUUUUAACCAUCUUUGGCGUCCUUUUUAAUGGAGUCACUGGAGUCAUGGCUGGAGCCAAUAUGUCCGGUGAUUUGAAGAAUGCUGCUAAAUCUAUUCCCAAGGGAACUUUGGAAGCGUCUGGUUUUACUUUUGUUAUGUAUUUAUUAUUAGUGUUUUUUACGAGUGCCACAUGCACAAGACCUUUACUUGUUAAUCAAUACAACUAUCUACAGGUUAUCAACAUAGAACCUGUAAUGACUACCAUUGGUGUGUUUUUGGCAACACUGUCAGCAUCAUUGAGCUGUCUUAUAGGCGCAACCAGAGUUUUACAAGCUGUUGCAAACGACAAUUUGCUUGGUUCGUACGUUGCUUACCUUGGUAGAGGUUAUGGUAAAAAUAAUGAACCAAUCUGGGCUGUUCUUGUCUCUUGGAUUUUUGUUCAGUUGGUCAUUCUCGAAAACCGAGUGAAUGCAUUGGCUCCAAUAGUGAGCAUGUUCUUUCUUCUCUCCUAUGGUGUCACAAAUCUUGCUUGUUUUGUCCUUAAAGUCUCGUCAGCGCCCAAUUUCAGACCGACAUUCCAGUACUACUCAAAAGGAACAGCCUUUCUAGGAAUGGUGUCUUGUUUUGCUAUAAUGAUCGCUGUUGAUCCUCGUUAUGCAUUGAUCUCUGUCGCCAUAAUGAUUAUCAUAUUUUUGGUUAUAACAUACCGCGCUCCGAUAACACCCUGGGGUGACGUCAGCCAAGCUGUUAUAUAUCACCAGGUCAGAAAAUAUCUGUUAAGAUUGAGUCCUCGACAAAGUCAUGUGAAGUACUGGCGACCUCAGAUCUUGUUACUCGUUUCCAAUCCUCGCUCUUGUUAUCCGCUUAUAGAUUUUGUUAACGAUAUUAAAAAGAGUGGUCUUUACAUACUUGGUAAUGUUAUUGUGGAUGAUUUUGAUGGAAAGGCCAUAGAGCGUCAUAAAUUAGAGAUCAACCAAUGGUAUGACUUUGUUCGAUGUGCUGAAAUUAAAGCGUUUGUUGAUCAAAUUGUCGCACCAUCUAUACGAGUUGGUGUUCAAAAUUUACUGAUGUCUUCGGGUUUGGGAGGAAUGAGACCGAACACGGUCAUUUUAGGAUACUUCGAUUAUCAAGAGCCUGAAGAUUUAAUUGGUCAAGGAGUCUGGCAAAGAGCUUAUGGCAUUUUUGAAAGAAAGAAAAAAAAGCAAUUACAUUUUGAAGUAAUGGAAAAUCUACCAAAGCUAAGAUCGAAGGAUGAGCAACCGAUGAGAAUUGCGGAUUAUAUUGGUAUCAUUAAGGAUAGCUUGAUGCUGGGGAAAAAUGUUUGUGUUGCUAGAAAUUUUGUGUCGUUGGACAAAAAGAUGAUUCCCAAAUCAUCAUAUAUCGAUGUUUGGCCAAUGAACGCCAGUGAAAUUGACCAAACAUCCGAGACGGAGAAUAUCGUCGACAAGACGUACUUGCUCAUGUUGCAGUUGAGUUGUAUUUUGAAUAUGGUGCCAUUUUGGGAAAAGCGAACAAAGAUACGACUUAUAUCAAUUACACGUGAUGAUGAGAGUCAACAGAAGGAAAAGAUUCAAUUAAAGAAUUUGUUACACGAACUUAGAAUCACCGGUGAAGUCCACAUAGUUCAAGACUCCAGCGAAAAAUCCUUUAAAAGGCCAAUUGGGACUGUUGAAUGGUACGCACAUCUCAAUAGUCUGAUGAAAGUUCAUUCAGGAAAUGCAGCUGUGAUUUUUACUAACUUACCACGACUACCUGAGCAGGAAAAUCAGUACAAUAACUUUAUGUUGCAGAUGUCUGUAUUAUCAGAUAAUUUACCGCCAAUACUCAUGCUUCGCGGUGUCUCUUCUGUUAUUUCUUUGGAACUAUGACGAACUGUUUAAUCCAGAUAUUGAACACUAUUUCACAUGUUCAUCUGAUAAUUGAAAGAUUUUAGGUCGUGAUCGAAUUAAUUAAGAAUUGUUAAAUUAACUAUGAAAAAUGUGCAAUUUGAAAAAAAAUCUCGCGUCAAUGAA
Xenia sp. Carnegie-2017 is the source of this 2888-nucleotide messenger RNA. Its product is annotated as solute carrier family 12 member 9-like. Gene Ontology annotation, cellular component: membrane. The transcript is spliced from 36 exons. The record is from RefSeq and is a predicted model, not a curated record. Lineage: Eukaryota; Metazoa; Cnidaria; Anthozoa; Malacalcyonacea; Xeniidae. The coding region runs from base 90 to 2744 and encodes 884 amino acids. Gene Ontology annotation, biological process: potassium ion import across plasma membrane; potassium ion homeostasis; cell volume homeostasis. Gene Ontology annotation, molecular function: potassium:chloride symporter activity.